UUAGGAAGCCUCUGAACGGAGCACGCUCGCAGAGAAUCUCCCGUUAAGAAACAUCGCUUAGUUCUUCAUUUACUCACUGGGAACCUCUGAGGAUUUCAGCUGAUCUCUUUCUCUCCUUAGACAGCCAGGAGCGCAAUAUAAACAGGGAACCAGAGCACAGGCUGCAGCUACUUGGAGGGUGUUGAUUGAAAACUUCGAUCUCCCCACCCCAUUCACGGCUGACUUGACUGAUUUCUCACCUCGUUCACAGAGAAUAUUUCAAUUAAGGUCCCUUUAGAUGGACUAUAAUACAGCAGAAGCCUUUUCAUCAAAAAGAUUAAUGCCUGUGAUAUCAUUUCUGCAAUAAAAUAAGAAGCUAAGUGGUGGAGGCCACAGAACACGUCAAACCUGGAUUCCACAAUUCUGCAUUAAGUGUUCGAGUUUGUAUCACUCUGCUGCAGGAAAGCCUUUGCCAAUGCUUACAAGGAACUGUUUAUCCCUGCUUCUCUGGGUCCUGUUUGAUGGAGGUCUCCUAACACCACUUCAACCACAGCCACAACAGACUUUAGCCACAGAGCCAAGAGAAAAUGUUAUCCACCUUCCAGGGCGACGGUCACAUUUCCAACGAGUUAAACGUGGCUGGGUAUGGAAUCAAUUUUUUGUGCUGGAAGAAUACAUGGGCUCCGAGCCUCAGUACGUGGGAAAGCUCCAUUCUGACUUAGACAAGGGAGAGGGUACUGUGAAGUACACCCUCUCGGGAGAUGGUGCUGGCACUGUGUUUACCAUCGAUGAAACCACAGGGGACAUCCAUGCCAUAAGGAGCCUGGAUAGAGAAGAAAAACCUUUCUACACUCUUCGUGCUCAGGCUGUGGACAUAGAAACGAGGAAGCCCCUGGAGCCUGAAUCAGAAUUCAUCAUCAAAGUGCAGGACAUUAAUGACAAUGAGCCAAGGUUUUUGGAUGGACCGUAUGUUGCUAGUGUCCCGGAAAUGUCUCCUGUGGGGGCUUAUGUGCUCCAGGUGAAGGCCACAGACGCAGACGACCCGACCUAUGGAAACAGCGCCAGAGUCGUUUACAGCAUUCUUCAGGGACAACCUUAUUUCUCCAUUGAUCCCAAAACAGGUGUCAUUAGAACAGCUUUGCCAAACAUGGACAGAGAAGUCAAGGAACAAUACCAAGUGCUCAUCCAGGCCAAGGACAUGGGAGGACAGCUGGGAGGGUUAGCUGGAACCACAACAGUCAACAUCACCCUCACUGACGUCAAUGACAAUCCCCCCAGAUUCCCCAAAAGCAUCUUCCAUCUGAAAGUCCCUGAGUCUUCUCCCAUUGGUUCAGCUAUUGGAAGAAUCAGAGCUGUGGAUCCCGAUUUUGGACAAAAUGCAGAAAUCGAAUACAAUAUUGUUCCAGGAGAUGGGGGAAAUUUGUUUGACAUCGUCACAGAUGAGGAGACACAAGAAGGAGUCAUCAAAUUGAAAAAGCCAUUAGAUUUUGAAACAAAGAAGGCAUAUACUUUUAAAGUAGAGGCCUCUAACCUUCACCUUGACCACCGCUUUCACUCUGCCGGUCCUUUUAAGGACACAGCCACAGUGAAGAUCAGCGUGCUGGACGUGGAUGAGCCGCCAGUUUUCAGCAAGCCACUCUACACCAUGGAAGUUUACGAAGACACUCCAGUUGGGACAAUCAUUGGGGCUGUCACCGCCCAAGACCUGGAUGUGGGCAGUAGUGCUGUUAGGUACUUCAUAGAUUGGAAGAGUGAUGGGGACAGCUCCUUUACAAUAGAUGGAACUGAAGGAACCAUCGCCACUAAUGAAUUACUAGACAGAGAAAGCACCGCGCAGUAUAAUUUCUCCAUAAUUGCGAGUAAAGUUAGUAAUCCUUUAUUAACCAGCAAAGUCAAUAUAUUAAUUAAUGUCCUAGAUGUCAAUGAAUUUCCUCCAGAAAUAUCUGUGCCAUAUGAAACAACUGUGUGUGAAAAUGCCAAGCCAGGACAGAUAAUUCAGAUAGUCAGUGCUGCGGACCGAGAUCUUUCACCUGCUGGGCAGCAAUUCUCCUUUAGAUUAUCACCUGAGGCCGCCAUCAAACCAAAUUUUACAGUUCGUGACUUUAGAAACAACACAGCUGGAAUUGAAACCAGAAGAAACGGAUACAGCCGCAGGCAGCAGGAGUUGUAUUUGCUCCCUGUUGUAAUAGAAGACAGCAGUUACCCUGUCCAGAGCAGCACAAACACCAUGACUAUCCGAGUUUGUAGAUGUGACUCUGAUGGUACCAUCCUGUCUUGUAAUGUGGAAGCAAUUUUUCUACCUGUAGGACUCAGCACUGGGGCUUUGAUUGCAAUCCUACUAUGCAUUGUGAUCCUCUUAGCCAUAGUUGUGCUGUAUGUGGCACUGAGAAGGCAGAAGAAGAAGGACACUCUGAUGACGUCCAAGGAAGACAUCCGGGACAACGUCAUCCACUAUGAUGACGAAGGCGGCGGGGAGGAGGACACCCAGGCCUUCGACAUCGGGGCCCUGAGAAACCCAAAAGUGAUUGAAGAGAACAAAAUUCGCAGGGAUAUAAAACCAGACUCUCUCUGUUUACCUCGUCAGAGACCACCCGUGGAGGAUAACACAGACAUCAGAGAUUUCAUUACUCAAAGGCUGCAGGAGAACGAUGUGGACCCCACUGCCCCUCCCUACGACUCGCUGGCCACUUACGCCUACGAAGGAACUGGGUCGGUGGCCGAGUCCCUCAGCUCCAUCGACUCUGUCACCACAGAAGCCGACCAGGACUACGACUACCUGACUGACUGGGGACCCCGCUUUAAAGUCUUGGCCGACAUGUUUGGUGAAGAAGAGAGUUAUAACCCUGAUACAGUCACUUAGGGGAGGCGUGAAGGCUCCAGCACAACCAAAAGGAGGAGUUUGAAAAAAGAGAAAGAAAAGGAAACACGAAUAGAAUCACACACACACACACACACACACACACAGAUCCAUGCUUUAUAGGGACGAGAUUUCUUUGAUUAUCUGGUUUCUAGCAAGUUGCUAUAUUUAUCAUAUUGUCAGUUUCGGUUUAUUCUGUCAACACAAGAUAAAUCCUAUAAUAUGUACUUGCUUCGUUAUGUUUUGUUUUGUUUUCAGAAUCACACUGAGACAAGCUCAGGCCUAUUAAAUACAAUUUACUGACAUGACAACCUAGAAUGAAGAUAGCUCUGUGGCAUCACGGUGGAAGAGUGUUAGAUUUUUCUUAAUUCCACUAAAGUGCCUAUUGAAACUCUUAUCAUUUACAGUGGUGUACAGUGCACUCUGCUGUGAUGGCAUUGCAGGAGUCAGAGAGAAAGAAGGCAUAAAACAAAGACGCUGCUUUCAUGUCAAGGAGCAAUAGCAACAUGCUGACUCUCCUCGUUCUUUUCGAGAAAAAAAAGAACAAUUUCUGAACUCCAUCUUCUUGUAAUCCAAGGUUUUUCUUUUUCUUUUAAAAAACUGUAUGCCGAAACAUUUGUUUUUUUUUUCCUGCCCUUACAGAAAAUUGAAAUAAAAAUGGCAAUAUCCAAUUCAAUCUGUAAGUCCUGGAUUUUAACAACAAGGUUUGAUCUUAACAUGAGUUCAUAUGAAAGAUGUUCAUUAACAUGCUACUUUUUUUCCAAAAAAUAAAAUUUUAAAAAAUGAUAUAGGAAAAAAUCUCUCUCUUUAUAAAGAGAGGCCUCAGGACUCAAAUUCCCUAUGAAAAUAAAUAUUUGUUUUAUUUAAUAUUG
Otolemur garnettii (small-eared galago) is the source of this 3708-nucleotide messenger RNA. RefSeq names its product cadherin 12 (gene CDH12). Gene Ontology annotation, cellular component: adherens junction; plasma membrane; catenin complex. Gene Ontology annotation, molecular function: cadherin binding; calcium ion binding. The coding region runs from base 455 to 2839 and encodes 794 amino acids. Gene Ontology annotation, biological process: calcium-dependent cell-cell adhesion; cell-cell junction assembly; homophilic cell-cell adhesion. NCBI's taxonomy places the organism in Eukaryota, Metazoa, Chordata, Mammalia, Primates, Galagidae. The record is from RefSeq and is a predicted model, not a curated record. The transcript is spliced from 12 exons.